AUGGCAACUCGGCCCUUCCGUGGAGGAGGAGGAGAACGACCACCACGAGGGAAGGCUGGCUGCAAAACUGAGCAGAGAUCAGCUUCUUGGGCAUCUCCACACCUACAUCUUGGAGCAGGCGUACUAGCAAUGGGACUCCUCACAGCUGUGGCUGCAAGCUGCUACUUCCUGGUUUCUCCUUGGAGGACAGAGAAGGUGAAGAUGGAACAAAUGGACCUGCGGAAGGAUGGGUUCACCGUUCAAAGCCAGAAGGGGGAAGCGGUCCUCAGGGUGGCGUUUCAAUCCGGCACGCUCGACCUGGAGUCGUGCUCUAAGGAGGGGGACAUUUUAACCUGCACCAGGUCAGACACAGGGAAGCUCAACUUUUUCAUACAAACCGUCAAGCCCAAGGACACGGUGAUGUGCUACCGCGUCCGCUGGGAGGAGUUUGUGGCAGACACUGUGGUGGAACACAAAAUGUUCUGGGGGGACGCCCACUGGUAUGGGGGUUGUGAGACGAGUGUCCAGCACUGGCCGAUCCAGCUGCCGGGAUACCAAGAACCUAUGCCGUUCGUGACUAGUGAUGUGUAUUCUUUCAGGAACAGCUUUGGAGGAAUUUUGGAGAGGUACUGGGUCUCCUCCAAAGCAGCUGCCAUCAAGAUCAAUGACUCGGUGCCCUUUCACCUGGGGUUCAAUGCUUCUGAAAGGUCUCUCCUCUUCCAGGCCAGGUAUACAGACUCCCCCUAUAAGCCCCCCCUGGGACAGCAACCUUUCCCAGAGCUGAGUUACCGUGUCUGCGUAGGUUCAGAUAUCACGUCCACCCACAAGUACAUGGUGCGGAGAUAUUUCCACAAACCUUCUGAGAUACCUUCAGAAAACAUCUUCAGGUUUCCGAUCUGGUCCACGUGGGCUUUGUACAAAAAAGAGAUUGACCAGGAGAAACUUCUAGAAUUUGCAGAGACGAUUCAAAAGUACGGUUUUAAACAUAGCCACAUUGAAAUAGAUGACAUGUACGUGCAGAAUUACGGGGACUUUGACUUUGACCCUGUAAAGUUCCCCAAUGCUUUAGAAAUGUUUGAAAAGCUGAAGAAAGAGGGAUUUAACGUCACUUUGUGGAUACAUCCCUUCGUACAUGUAAAUUCCCUGAACUUUGAGGUAGGGAAAGUGAGUUGGCAUUUUGUGACAGCGCCAUCAGGGCAAGCUCUUGCCAUGGUCAAGUGGUGGAACGGCAUGGGCGCCAUCUUGGAUUUCACCCAACCUUCCGCCAGGGAAUGGUUUCUGGGCCAGCUGAGGCAGCUAUGCGCAAAGUAUGGUGUGGUGUCCUUCAAAUUUGAUGCUGGGGAGACAUGCUAUCUUCCGGAGGAGUUCACGACCUUCGAGCACUUGCCAGACCCCAACAUCUGGUCCAGACGUUAUGCAGAAGUCGCCAUUCCUUUUUACGCGUUUGCCGAAGUCCGUGUUGGUUACCGAUCCCAGCACGUCUCUUGUUUUGUCCGAAUCAUUGACCGGGAUUCGGUUUGGGGCCAUGAGCUUGGACUCAGGUCUGUGAUUCCCACGGUGUUGACCGCUGGCCUGUUGGGCUAUCCUUUCAUAUUGCCAGAUAUGAUCGGUGGAAACUUUCUUCCCAACAAGACGGAAGGUGCCGUGGGCCUCCCUGACCGGGACCUCUACCUCCGCUGGCUGGAGCUGUCAGCAUUUCUGCCAGCCAUGCAGUUCUCCAUCCCACCUUGGCUAUAUGACAGGGAAGUCACUGAAACUGCACAGAAGUUUACCAGGCUCCGUGAAUCCCUGGUGGCCCCCCUCUUGUUGGAGGCGGCCAAGGAAGCCGUUGCCAAUGGGGACCCUCUUAUAAGACCCAUCUGGUGGGCUUCUCCAGGUGAUGAGUUUGCCCACCAAAUCGACUCCCAGUUCCUCAUUGGGGAUGCGUUCAUGGUGGCCCCAGUCUUGGAGCCAGGCAUGCGAAAGAGAGACAUCUACCUCCCAGCAGGUAAAUGGAAGAGCUACAAAGGAGAACUCUUCACAAAGACUCCUGUCCUGCUUGAGGACUACCCAGUCGACUUGGACGAAGUUGCUUAUUUCUCCUUGGUUUCUUAA
Messenger RNA from Sphaerodactylus townsendi, 2073 nucleotides. Its product is annotated as myogenesis-regulating glycosidase-like. Lineage: Eukaryota; Metazoa; Chordata; Lepidosauria; Squamata; Sphaerodactylidae. Gene Ontology annotation, molecular function: hydrolase activity, hydrolyzing O-glycosyl compounds. The transcript has a single exon. The record is from RefSeq and is a predicted model, not a curated record. Gene Ontology annotation, biological process: carbohydrate metabolic process; skeletal muscle fiber development. Bases 1 to 2073 code for a protein of 690 amino acids.